AUCCUAGGCCACGGCUUCCGCGGCGACUACUACGCACGCUUUGUACCAUCCGAAUCUCCUGCGUGCCCGUGCGGAGAAGCCCCCAUCCAAACCCGCGACCACAUUCUCGCCGAUUGCCCGCUCUUCGAGCGCGGUCGGCACCACCUUCGCGCCGUAUCACCUUCCAUAUCCACGCCCGUCAUCCUCGGCACGACAUCUGGCCUCCAAGCCCUCGCGAAAUUCAUCGGCACCUCGAACGCAUUCGCCAAGUCCGCCCCGGAGCCCAACAAUCAGCCCCCAUAG
Schizophyllum commune H4-8 is the source of this 282-nucleotide messenger RNA. RefSeq lists its product as uncharacterized. The transcript has a single exon. The annotation marks the transcript as partial. The record is from RefSeq and is a predicted model, not a curated record. NCBI's taxonomy places the organism in Eukaryota, Fungi, Basidiomycota, Agaricomycetes, Agaricales, Schizophyllaceae.